AUGUCUUCUUGUUCAGGCUUUGUAACACUGGACCAGCUCUCUGUGACCUGUAAUCAACAGAGUAUUUGUGCUGUGAAGGGGUCAGAAGUGACACUGAAGUGCUUUUACUUCAACAUCAACAUCAAAACUGUGUUCUGGUUCAGUGAGAAACAAAGUACAAACUGGAGAAAAAACAAUGAACCUGAAAAUUUGACUUUAGACUCAGACUACUCAGGACGAGUGAAACAUCAGAUCUCAUACAGCUCUUCAACACUCACAAUAUCAGACGCGAGAGAGAGAGACUCUGGAGAAUAUCAGCUCAUGUUCAUCAUGAAUGAUGGAGUUAAACAUCUCAGAUCAGCAGCCGUCAGUCUAACAGUCACAGAUCUGCAGAUGACUAAAAAUCCUGCAUUUACAGACAAGAGAGAUGAGAGAGUUAAACUGACCUGUAAUACAUCCUGUGAUUUGACCCCUGGAGUUCGUUAUUACUGGAUAAAGAAUGGACGGCAUUUCACAAAUACAGAGUCUGGCAACAUGUUUGUGUCACCCAGCAGUGAUUCUGGCAGCUUUUCCUGUUCUCGUGAUCAAAACCUUAAACGUCGCUCCUCUUCUGUGUGUGUUUCUCAGAGUGUCUGCUGGGAUGUGACUUACACCUCUAGAAGAGUCUGUGCUUUGGUGAACUCAACAGUAGACAUUUCCUGCACAUACACACAUCCCUCUGGUCAUACUGUAAAUAAAACAUUCUGGCAUUACGGUCGAUCUAGGGACGUCAAGGAUCUGCGUGAGGAGCAUCAGUUUGCUGGUCGUGUGGAGUAUGUGGGGAACAAACUGAGAAUCAAAGAUCUCAAGAUCAGCGACUCUGGAGAAUAUCGAUUCAGGAUCAUCACUGACUUAAACCAAUACUCUGGAUCACCUGGAGUCAUUCUUACUGUUACAGGUGCAGAGAAAAAAAGCAACAAAGCUGUUGUAUCAGAGAAAGAGGAAGUAAUUUUAAGAUGUUCAACUAAUUGCACUUUGAAUGAAAAUCAUACUUACAUCUGGUACAAGAACGGACGACAGGUAACAGAUGGAUUCACUAAAGUCAACAAGCUGUACCUGGACUCAGUCAGCAAUGAAGAGCUUCAACAGUAUUCCUGUGCUGUAGGAGAUCCAGCAGUCCAGAUUAUCUCAAGUCCAAAGGCGAACACAGCUUUACUGAUCACUGUAAUCAUACUCUCUGUGUUUCUGAUUUUUACAUUGAUAGGAGUCCUGUGGUACAGGAGGAGAAAGAAUAACUCACCUCAACAGUAUAAGGACAAUAAGGGAAGUGUACAGUUGGGUUCAGAUAUGCUGUAUGAAAAUGCUGCAGCCUUGUCUACGGUCUACACACAGCAAGUUCACACAAAGGAUCAGGAUGUUCAUUAUUCAACUAUUAAUUUCAAGCAGUCUCACACAAAGAACACAUCAUCAGCUCCUACUGCUGUAGAUUCAACCACAGAUGAUGUUCAUUAUGCUGCUGUGAAGUUCAGCUGAAACUUACCCAUUAUUGGCAGCUGUUACUGUCUGCUAUAUUGUGAGCUUUUGCUCUUGUCUAAUGUUUAUAAAAGUCAUGCGUAUUUACAUAUAUUUUAAACAAUAUUUUACAGAAAUAUAAAAUGCUUUACAAAAUAUAAAAUGUUGUGGUGAGUGAUUCAGUGGGUGCCCAAAGAUGUACUGUAUUUUUUUUUCUUUUCCAAAUUUUAAAAACAUCUUUUUAAUAUAUACAGUAUGUUUCAUAAACAAACAAAUAAAUUUUAGCAUGAAUAUGUCUAUGAGAACAUGAUUAAGC
Labeo rohita (rohu) is the source of this 1786-nucleotide messenger RNA. RefSeq names its product carcinoembryonic antigen-related cell adhesion molecule 1-like. NCBI's taxonomy places the organism in Eukaryota, Metazoa, Chordata, Actinopteri, Cypriniformes, Cyprinidae. The record is from RefSeq and is a predicted model, not a curated record. The transcript is spliced from 7 exons. The coding region runs from base 1 to 1491 and encodes 496 amino acids.